GCUGUCGCAGUCGAACCCAGCUGCAGUCGGUGCGGUCGGCGAGUAUUGCUGGAAGCGAUGCCGCCUCAGAGCGGCGCCCCGGUGCCGGCGCGUUAAGGGCAAGAGACGGACUGCUGCGGCUGCUUCGCUUUGCCUUUGCCCGGCCGGCCGGCCAGCGGGGGCAGCUUCCCUCGGGCCCACUGCCUUCCUCCGCAAUCCGGUGGGGUGGAAAGAACCGCUCCUCCCGGCGCCUUCAGGGGCACCGGGGAGCCCUUGGCCGUUCGCGGCGAGGACACGCCGUCGCUGCCCAUCGCAGGCAUCCCAAGAGCGGAGGAGGAGACAAUCCCAGCCGCCGCGGGCGGUUGCCGAGACUUCGGGGGCCGUCUGGGCAAGAGACCGGCGAUGGAUGCUCAGCAAGCGAGCGUGGGGCGCCUGAGGCCCCCCCUCCUUCCCCAUCGCCGCGGCCGAGCCUAGCGCCAGGCGGGAGAUUCCCCUCCACCCCCCGCCAACCAACCCUCUCCGCGGCCCCGGCACCUGCCUCCCCCAUGAGCCGGGAAGGGGAAAAAGUUGGGAGCCGUUUCUUCUUCGGGGAGGAGGAGGAGGAGUCACCCAAGUCGGAAAGCGCCUGAGCGGGGGAGCCGAAGAAAACAACCGGCGGACGAUUCAAAAGCCGAUUCCGCCCCGGAUUGGCGUCCCUGCGGGGCUGGCCGGCGAUUCUGGCCCCGGGCCAAGCGGCGACGCCGGGGAUGCCUCCCCUCCUGAGAGGCCGGCGGGAUCGGAGCCGCCGCCGCUGCUGCUGAGCGCUCCCGCGUGUCGCCCUGCGUGGCUCUCCUCCUCCUCCUCCCGCGCCUGGGUGGAGCCUCCCCUUGGCCGGCGGGAGGAGGCGGAUGCUCGGCUUCUCCCGAAACAGCCGGCUGACUAUCCCCCGGAGGAACCGUGCGGGGAAACCACGAGGAUGCCGCUGGGGGCUGGCCGGAGCUGGGGCUGAGUCCCGGCAGGGGGAGGGGGGCGGCCCGACGUGGAUGGCGAGAGAGCGGCUGGGGAGACGUCGGGCGGCGCGUGGGGCGGCAGGCGGCGCGCCCCGACCCCUGGCGCUGAGCGAGCAGCUCCGGCUCUUCCGUCCUCCAGAAAUGCUGCAUCAUGAACCCGCCGACCAUCCGGCUCUGAGCCCGAAGCGGCCGGAGAGCGGCUCCUCCGCUGCCCGUUAGCAGCGGCGGGGACGGGCCGAGGCGGCGAGGCAGGAAAAGCCGGAGGGAGACCCCCGCGACCCCCUGACCCGUCGACCGGCCGGGGUUGCCCCCCUCCCUCCCCUCCGCAGGACGGCGAUGCCUGGGCUGUAGACUCCGGGCAGGGAGGGGAAGUCCGGUGCCCCCGAAGAGGAGCCAAGUGCCUGCAAAGCGGAGGGAGGGGAAGAGGAGGAGGAGGAGGAGGAGGACUGGCCCCUCCCCGCCCUGUCCCUCGGAGCAUCUCGUCCGGCAACUCUGCAACUUCUCCUCCAGUCGACGGAGCCGCUUCUCCGGGGCGGUGAGAACUUUCUUCCCAGUCCGUCGGCGCUCUGGGCUGGAACCGGGCUUUGGCGCAGCCCGCUUCACACGAGCGGAGGACGACGCGCGUCAAGGUCCCUAGCCGCUGUUGAAGUCGAGUUGCCGAGCCGGGCGAAUCCAAGCGGCUCCGGAGAGGCUCUUUGGGCAGGGUCGGACUCUCGGCCGGGGCGCGUGGUGCUGCGUGGCGGCCGGAGGGAGCCCCCUUAGCCGGCCCUCGCGGAGCUCCCAUGCUGCUACCGCGGAAGUGGCCGGGCUGGCCGCCGUCGGCGCUGCGGCUGCCGCAGAAGUUCCUUUUCUUGCUCUUCCUCUCGGGCCUGCUCACGCUCUGCUUCGGCGCCCUCUUCUUGCUGCCGGACUCCUCCCGCGUCAAGCGCCUCUUCCUGCCCCGCCACGCCGGAGCCGAGGUGGAAGCCCCCCGCAGCCCUCCGCCGGGACCCGGUCUGGUCCGCCACCUGCCCGCCAACGCCAGCCCGGCCGCCCCGCCGCCGCUGCCCUCGCGCCACCUCCGCGACCCGCCCGACCUCCCGCCCGCCGUCGCGCACUCCGAACCGGCCUCCCGACGGACCCGCCCGCCGCGCCUCCCGCCCGCCGAGCAGGGCGCCUCGGCUCCCCCCUUGCAGCAGACGCGGGCCCCGUUCCGCUUCGACUACGCGGCGUUCCGGCAGCGCCUCCGCCAUCCGCUGCUGGGCGGCAGCAGAGGCGGCACCGAGGAGCCCGACACCCGCGUCCGGCGACUGAAGAUCAAGGAGAUGAUGAAAUUUGCUUGGGAUAACUACAAGCAGUUCGCUCUGGGGAAAAACGAACUGAGACCUCUCACGAGAAAUGGACACAUCGGGAACAUGUUUGGAGGCCUCCGGGGAGCCACCGUGGUGGAUGCUUUGGAUACCCUGUACGUCAUGGAGCUGCAGGAAGAAUUCCAGGAAGCCAAAGAUUGGGUGGAGAAGAGCUUUGACUUGAAUGUGCAGAAUGGCGAAGCUUCCUUAUUUGAAGUGAACAUCCGCUACGUUGGGGGACUUCUGUCUGCGUAUUACCUGACGGGCGAAGAGGUCUUCAAGAGCAAAGCUCUAGAACUUGGGGAGAAGCUUCUCCCGGCCUUUAACACACCGACCGGAAUCCCACGAGGAGUCAUCAACCUGGGCAGUGGCAUGAGCUGGAGUUGGGGAUGGGCAUCAGCGGGAAGCAGCAUUUUAGCUGAAUUCGGGAGCCUCCACUUAGAGUUUAUGCACCUUUCAGAACUGUCUGGAAAUCCCAUAUACGCCGAAAAAGUAAUGAAUAUCCGCAAAGUCCUGAAUAGAAUUGAGAAACCUCACGGACUUUACCCGAACUUUCUCAGUCCGGUCACAGGGAACUGGGUACAGCAUCAUGUCUCUGUCGGUGGCCUGGGGGACAGUUUUUAUGAAUAUCUGAUCAAAUCUUGGCUCAUGUCAGAUAAGCAAGAUAGCGAAGCCAAAACCAUGUAUGAUAAAGCUCUGGAGGCCAUAGAAAAGCACCUUGUCAAAAAAUCGCCCGGUGGGCUAACCUACAUUGCCGAAUGGCGAGGAGGCAUCUUGGACCAUAAAAUGGGGCACUUGGCUUGCUUUUCUGGUGGCAUGAUCGCCCUUGGAGGGGAACACGCCCCGGAAGAAGAGAAACAGCACUAUUUGGAUCUAGCUGGGGAAAUCACACACACUUGUCAUGAAUCUUACAUUCGCUCAGAUACCAACCUGGGCCCUGAAGCAUUCCGUUUUGAUUCUGGAGCGGAAGCAAUGGCCACACGACUCAGUGAUCGUUAUUACAUCCUGCGCCCCGAGGUUGUAGAGAGCUACUUCUACUUGUGGAGAUUGACACAUGACCCCAAGUACAGAGAGUGGGGUUGGGAAGCUGUCCAAGCGCUGGAGAAAUUUUGCCGAGUCGAAGCUGGUUUCUCUGGGAUCCGCGAUGUGUACACAACCACCCCAAGCCAUGACAACAUGCAGCAGAGCUUUUUUCUGGCAGAGACGUUAAAGUAUCUCUAUCUUCUGUUCUCUGAAGAUGAUGUGCUCUCCCUCAAGGACUGGGUGUUCAACACUGAAGCUCACCCGUUGCCUGUGAAUCACACAGACUUUGCCCUGAAGACAAGCAUGCAGUAGGAGCAACUUCGCCCUUCUGGGUUCUGUGAAGGGAUCCGGAGGGGUUGCUUGCUUGCUUCUUUUUUUUUUUCCUCCUUUCCAGUAAAGGAAUGCACAUAUUCCCGGAAAGGUAUUUUGGGGGCAUUCGUCCAAUUCCGGACAGCAUUAUAUCGGGGAGUAUAAAAAAAACUGUGAAACAAGCACCUUCAUGGGGUUUUUUUUUCCUCUGUGAGGAAACUUAUAACCUGAUAAUUGGAUGUUGAUUACGGGCCAUAAGACAGACAAAAUCGCAGACGUUCCUUUCUAUGAAGAAUUUCUACGGAAUCCACUGACUUUCGCUUUUGCGUGGCCAAAGGAUCAGGAGUUUGCCAUAAAAUAGAUGUCGGUUUGUGCCAUUCUUCUUGCCCCAAACUUGCUCCCUCUUUUUUUUAUAUAUAUAUAUACCAUUGAUUUUUCUCCCCCACCUUUCUGACCUAUACUUUUUUUUUUAAGCAGUACACAUCUCAAGAGAUCCUGGUUAAGGAGUCUUUCUAAAUCCCACGCACUUCUUUCUUUCCCCCUUUCCUCACCCAUCUUUUCACUCUCUUCAAACGUUUGCCAACUUUUUCUUUUCUUUUUCGGGUUUUCCUGGGUUUUGCUUGAUCACUUUCCUUUGAUUCUGUACCCCCCCUUCCUCUGGAGCAAAACCUUACGAGGCAUUUGUAAUGAUUUCAUUUCUGUAAUGCUCAGAUGUGAAAAAUGAAAUAAAAAUUCAUGUCGGCUAAAAAAAGAAAAGAGAGAGA
Messenger RNA from Thamnophis elegans (Western terrestrial garter snake), 4392 nucleotides. RefSeq names its product mannosyl-oligosaccharide 1,2-alpha-mannosidase IA-like. Lineage: Eukaryota; Metazoa; Chordata; Lepidosauria; Squamata; Natricidae. Gene Ontology annotation, molecular function: mannosyl-oligosaccharide 1,2-alpha-mannosidase activity; calcium ion binding. Gene Ontology annotation, biological process: carbohydrate metabolic process; N-glycan processing. The record is from RefSeq and is a predicted model, not a curated record. Gene Ontology annotation, cellular component: endoplasmic reticulum; Golgi membrane; extracellular exosome. The transcript has 12 exons. The coding region runs from base 1751 to 3631 and encodes 626 amino acids.